GCAACAAUUGAGAUCGUAGAAUUAGAAAGGAAAUACGUAAUCCACAAACAUACAGACUGGUAAAACACGGGCUUGUUGCCCACGGUUUAUGUCAAUUCACCAAGAAGAAACUUUUUGUCAAAGAUAUACCGAUUCGUGCGAGGGUUGUGCUCUGUGUGUCAGGACAGAGAUUCAGCCUCCUUACCAAGUUCUUGUUUUUUUCAAUUAGAGACAAAGGCGCCUCUGUCUUGUUGCGCAGGGUGUCAGCUGGUGAAACGCCCUCGCUGUCAGGGCCUUAUAAAUGUGUGUUGGUAUUUCGUGUUAGCACUAUGUCUCGAACAGUGAAAGAUUCUAUGAAUCCUCUUACGUGGGAGUACCGCUUACACGGCAGCUGCUUCUCGCAGAUACGCGACCCCGGAGGGAAUGGACGCGAGGCUCACUCCCUAAAGUAUGAGGAUAACGAGUACGAAUACAAAGACGUCACCCUAACCAAGAAACAGUACGACCUCUACAGAGAACAGCUAAAGAAAAACCCGCGGAAGUUUAUUGACGAGGACUACAUGUACAAUGUUUUGCAACUGCAGCAGACACCCGGCUGGGAGCAGUACUACAUUUACCCGAUGAACCCCCAUGUGCUGUGUUUACGCCGCCCAAAACGACCGUCACCGAGGGGCAGCAGUAACGCGAGUGGCACUGUUUUGAAGACAUAACUUCAAGGCUUUAUCAAGCUAUCCCGAGCACUGGAAUAUACUCGAUUACAAACUUUCUGAAGGAUGUGUCGUUUUCGUAUCUGUUGCAGUCGUGAAAAACUGUGGAACGAGACUUCCUGCUGUGUCCCCGGUAACAGAAUAAAGAACAACAAAUGUCCGUACAUGUUCUUUGAUUGCAUGGCUUUACGACGUAUUAGUGUCAACAUAUUGUGCUCUGUCAUCUCACACAAUAGUGUCAAUUGCAUGUAUACAUACCAAGUUGCACACAGGUUGUUUCUCAGGGUCAUUCCUUCCCCAGGAAGAACAUUUAAUAUUGUAAGUGCAUUGUUGGCAAAUCUCUGACCCGCAAACCAUGAAUGAGGAACCAAGAUUCCCGCAAACCGAUCAAUCCAGAAGGAGUCCAUGAAGUAAGCUCCAAAGUGGCUGGCUCCCGCAAGCGGUCAGCAGAUGCGCGCAACCUGGUACCAGUGUCAUGGAUGGAGAUAUGAAUGCACGGGAGAAAUAGAAGGCCAGCUCGGAUGUGGGCGGUCACCAGUGACGUAUAUGCGGAGAAAUAACACAGCAAUGAAAUCCACAGACCUAUAGAUAACAGUAUUCUGAGCGUUAGCGUAGACCCUAGGAGAUCGACAGUACCAUAGGUAACUGCAUUAUCUGCAAUUCGGUAUACAGCCGACCGAAAUCAAUUCAUGGACGCAAACACGAGUCGUGGCACGAUGACAGUCCACGAUCAUUGUGACGUUCGGUAUCCAGGGCGGUGUCGAUUUUUGCUGGGUUGGACUCGUCCAAUGCCCAUUUCUGAUUCCACGGGUAAACGCCAAUCCGGAAUACCGGGCUGUUGGAGGCCCUGUAUCGUGCGUUGCCACCACAAUUUAAGGCCCCUGACGGUACGCGCUCAAAGGCACUUUAAGUAGUGAACGGUCAAUUUUGUGGCUCACGUAUUUUUUUACUGAUGCAUUAGCAACCCGUGUGACUGCAAUAGCGGAGUCCCUGCGCACCAGAGCAUCCUUGGUGCCCUGGUUGUAUGUCAUGUGGUCUGCAAUAUUUUUCGUUGCCGGAUUAGCAUUAGAGCAGGUGAGGUCUGUCUCCUUUAUCAGAAAACCGGUGAACCGCACGUGGAAUUUUCUGCGUCGCCACAGGAGUUGGAGGACCACGAGGGUUGGAUGUCCGCCUCGGUCUUGUUAUGCCAGACGCUAAACUAUGGAGA
Molecule: messenger RNA, 1893 nt
Organism: Toxoplasma gondii ME49
Lineage: Eukaryota; Apicomplexa; Conoidasida; Eucoccidiorida; Sarcocystidae
Product: cyclin-dependent kinase regulatory subunit protein
Exons: 4
Coding region: 309-689 (126 amino acids)
Molecular function (GO): cyclin-dependent protein serine/threonine kinase regulator activity
Source: RefSeq, a predicted model, not a curated record